Messenger RNA from Acanthosepion pharaonis, 1809 nucleotides. The record is from the annotation of a GenBank genome assembly. NCBI's taxonomy places the organism in Eukaryota, Metazoa, Mollusca, Cephalopoda, Sepiida, Sepiidae.
AUGGAGGUCACAAGAAGAAAUUUCCACGAAUGCUUUGAUGAUGUUAAAGAAUCCAUCCAACAAGCUACCUUUUUUGCUAUUGAUGGAGAAUUUACAGGUUUGGACCAUCCAGAUCAUGGUCACCCUCAGCCUUUCGAUACACCUGAAGAACGAUACCAAAAAUUAAGUAAGGGUUCUGUGGAGUUUCUGCUCUUUCAGUUUGGUCUCUGCACAUUCAAGCACAAUCCAGAAACCGGAAAAUUUGAAGCUCGCCCAUUUAACUUCUACAUUUUUCCUAAACCAUUUAGUAAAGAGUCACCAGAUCAUAGAUUUCUCUGUCAGUCAUCCAGCAUUGAUUUCCUGGCUUCUCAAGGUUUUGACUUCAACAAAGUGUUCAGAGAAGGUAUCCCUUACUUAACUCCUCAUGAAGAACAAACCUUACGAGACAGUCUUGAACAGAAGCAUCAACAAAAUAGCCAAUUUGCCUCUUCUGCCUACUUCAGUCCUUUGGAGAACAAAGAUAUUGCCAUACCCGAAGAACAGAAAGACUUUGUUGAUAGAGUUUGUCAAAUGGUUACAGACUUCCAAGAAAAUGAAGAGGUUUCAGUGUUAGACUUACCACCUUGUAAUGGCUUUCAGCGCAAAUUGUUAUAUCAGACCAUCAGAAAUAAGUUUUCAUCAAAUAUUCAUUUAGAAACCAAAACUGGGGAGAAGAAAGAACGCUUCAUUGUCGUAACAAAAAUCUCUGGAGAUGAUGAUCUGAAAAAGAAGGAAUUGGAAAGACAUACCUCAGAAAUGAAAGAUUUGAAUAAUGCUGUUGGUUUCUCCAGAGUUAUCAGGUUGCUUGCUCAGUCAGGGAAAUUGCUCAUUGGUCAUAAUAUGCUUUUGGAUCUAAUUCAUAUCUUGCAUCAGUUCCAUGCUCCAUUGCCUACAGAAUAUGAAGAUUUCAAAUCUUAUCUCCAUGCUUUCUUCCCCAAGUUGAUAGAUACAAAACUCAUGGCGAACAUAAAUCCUUUUAGGGAAUUGAUAUCGAGUAGUUCGUUGGGAGAGCUGUGGAAAAUUGUUCAAGUAGAUCCUUUCAAGGCUGUUGACAUAGAUUUGCCUGAAGAGUUUUCCAACUAUAAUGCAAGUGAACAGCAAUUGCAUGAGGCUGGUUAUGAUGCCUUCAUCACUGGUCUUUGCUUCAUCAGUAUGAGCCAGUUUUUGGGGGAUUUUGAAGACUGUAAGAAACAAUUGAUAUCUCCUCUGUCACAAUUGUUAGAACCUUUUAACAACAAAUUGUUUAUGAGCCGAGUACAGGACAUUCCUUACAUAAAUAUUACAGGAACUGAUUUACAACCUGACCGAGGCCAUGUGUUCCAUGUGACUUUCCCCAAAGAAUGGAAGGCGGCAGACCUCUACCAACUCUUCAUGCCUUUUGGUAAUGUCCAACUGUCAUGGAUCAAUGAUAACUCUGCAUAUGUGGCGCUUCACAACAAGGACAAUGCUGAAAUGGUCUUGAAGACACUGAACCAGGCUGAGACCUAUCGAGUAAUCUCCUACAGUGAAUCCAAGCGCAAGAAAGUUCUAUCAACAGAAAGCCAUCAGCGGAAGCGGCGCCAUUUAAUCCUAGAACAGGAUUCUGUUGAAGAAAGUGGUAAUGUGAAGAAAGUUAAAACCCUCAAUGUCGACAGAGUAACAGCGGAAUAUGAUUCCAUGUCUGGAAAAGCCAACUCGACCCUCAGACAACAGCAAGAGAAAAGCAAGGAAAGAGGGAAGAAUAUGCAGUGGGAACCUGAAAAAAAUGAGCAGACAAAGGAAAAACUGUUUGAAGAGAAUGAUGAUUGGUAA